This is a messenger RNA of Pelodiscus sinensis (Chinese soft-shelled turtle), 4304 nucleotides long. The record is from RefSeq and is a predicted model, not a curated record. Lineage: Eukaryota; Metazoa; Chordata; Testudines; Trionychidae.
CUCUUUUAUCCUCAUUUUCAGCACCAAACAGAGGUCCCAGUCACCUGAUGAAGUUGAAGCUAAGGAAAAGGACGAACGCACGGUAACAGUCAAUCCUUCUCACAUGGGAAAGGCAUUCAAGGUCAUGAAUGAAUUGCGGAGCAAACGGCUCCUCUGUGACGUGGUGAUAGUUGCUGAAGCUGUUGAGAUGGAAGCCCAUCGCGUUGUCCUAGCAGCCUGCAGCCCCUAUUUUUGUGCAAUGUUUACAGGAGACAUGACUGAAAGUAAAGCAAAGAAGAUUGAAAUAAAAGAUGUUGAUGGGCAAACACUAAGUAAGCUGAUUGAUUACAUCUACACAGCCGAAAUAGAGGUCACGGAAGAGAACGUGCAGGUUUUGUUGCCAGCUGCCAGCUUACUGCAGUUAAUGGACGUCAGACAAAACUGCUGUGAUUUUCUGCAGUCCCAACUGCACCCUACAAAUUGCCUUGGGAUCCGGGCCUUUGCCGAUGUGCACACGUGCACUGAACUUUUGCAGCAGGCCAAUGCCUAUGCAGAGCAGCACUUUCCCGAGGUGAUGCUAGGAGAAGAAUUUCUUAGCCUUACUCUGGACCAGGUUUGCAGUUUAAUAUCCAGUGACAAGCUCACUGUCUCUUCAGAAGAAAAGGUCUUUGAGGCUGUUAUAUCUUGGAUAAAUUAUGAGAAAGAGUCUCGCCUAGAACACAUGGCAAAACUGAUGGAGCAUGUUCGUCUGCCCCUUCUGCCCAGAGAUUAUCUUGUACAGACAGUUGAAGAAGAAGCUUUAAUCAAGAAUAACAACACGUGUAAAGAUUUCCUUAUUGAGGCCAUGAAAUAUCACUUGCUUCCUCUGGAUCAAAGGCAGUUGAUAAAAAAUCCUAGGACAAAGCCAAGGACUCCAGUUAGCCUGCCAAAGGUAAUGAUUGUGGUUGGCGGGCAAGCGCCCAAAGCCAUUCGGAGUGUGGAGUGUUACGAUUUCGAGGAGGAUCGGUGGGAGCAGGUAGCGGAGCUUCCCUCUCGGAGAUGCAGAGCAGGUGUGGUGUUUAUGGCAGGCAACGUUUAUGCCGUUGGGGGGUUUAACGGCUCGCUGAGAGUACGAACGGUAGACGUGUAUGACGGUGUGAAGGACCAAUGGACGUCAAUUGCCAGCAUGCAGGAGCGACGAAGUACUUUGGGGGCAGCUGUGCUGAAUGAGCUCCUGUAUGCGGUGGGCGGAUUUGACGGAAGCACUGGUCUGGCAUCAGUAGAGGCCUAUAGCUAUAAAACCAAUGAGUGGUUUUUUGUGGCUCCCAUGAACACAAGAAGAAGCAGUGUUGGAGUUGGCGUUGUGGAGGGUAAACUGUAUGCUGUAGGGGGUUAUGAUGGAGCAUCACGUCAGUGCCUUAGUACAGUUGAACAGUAUAAUCCAGCUACAAAUGAAUGGACCUACGUAGCUGAUAUGAGCACUCGCCGCAGUGGUGCAGGCGUUGGUGUUCUCAGUGGACAACUGUAUGCUACUGGAGGGNUGCAGGCUCCUGUAAUGAAGAAAAGACAGAGGCUGAGGGGUGUAAGUAGAUUAUUGGUUUGGAAACAAGUUGCAGACAUGAAUAUGUGUAGAAGAAAUGCAGGUGUGUGUGCUGUGAACGGGCUACUCUAUGUGGUGGGAGGAGAUGAUGGUUCUUGCAAUUUGGCCUCUGUGGAAUAUUAUAAUCCCGUCACUGAUAAGUGGACGUUACUGCCGACCAAUAUGAGCACUGGAAGAAGUUAUGCAGGGGUGGCUGUGAUUCAUAAACCGUUGUGACACCUACUCCAGCCAAUGUGAGGAGCAGCAGUGAGGUGAAUCCUAUUGGGUAUUCUCGAGAAGAUGCCGGACGCCUGAUUUUAUCCAUCUCUUUGCUGUUUAACUCCUUGCCUGGCAAAUACUGCAUUAAGAAUCCUCUUCCGUGGAUAACGCAACAACGUGCCAAUCCCAAGGUGUUGCUUGUUGUCCUUGGUGCAAUCCGUUGUCUUUGGACAGCCAGUUUCCUGGAAGAACACUGUGUUUAAACAGUUACCAGAGAGACUGAAUUUCAUGUGUGUCACAAAAUGCGACUGUAGGGAAUGUGAGUAAAACCCAAUAUUGAAUGUCUUCACUACUGAUGCUUUGUUCACACCUUGAAUUAAGCUAUUUACUCACUGCUCCUGGAACUUACUACUGACCAUGGCAUCUUCUAACCACCAAUCUUCAGAAAUACUGGACCAGGGUGCUGGCUUGUGUUUGACAUUAUCUCAGUCACGUGUACAUAUGUCACUGGAUAACAGUUUGUAUCCCUAGCGCCAUCAUGACUGGAGAUAUCCGUUGUGUGUGAUUUUUCUGAUAGUCUGCUUUUAUAAACAGGCUAGGAUGUCCUGGGUGGGCAGUGGCUUGCCCAGAAAAAGGUGAAUACCUCACCAUGCAAAAGUUUUAUAAUCCCACAGAAACAUGCUGCUCUGGAGGAGCAUAUUGCUCCCAUAAAACAUACACUGAACUGAAAAUCAAGGAAAAAAGUCAUACCCCGGUGUCCUGCACAUUAAGGAACAGAACUUUUAAGCAUAAUGGUGUGUCUUGCUGAGCCACUAACAUGUCUCCCUUGUAUCCUGCCAAAUAAUCCUCCAUCACCCAAGAAGUGAUUAAAGACCAAGAUAAAAUGCCUAUGAUGUCUUAACGCUUCCAGAAGAGGGGACUCUUAUUCUUCAGUGUCAUUGUUCUUGUUUUUAAAACGUUUUCUGCAUUAAAUGCUUUCUUCCAUCCAUACAAAGUAGUUAGCCGGAGCUUUAGAAAAGCCUUCCAAAAAGGAUUUUAAACAGUGAAAGUUUGGCGCUGCUGUCACUUUUAGUAAUCUCGUGUGUAUCCACAGUCCUGCUAGCUUGUUUUCUCCUUUUUAAAAGAAUGGUGUCAGCUUUCAAAUCAUGUGUGAGACUCCCAGCAUACCCUACUGCGGGGCAUCAUGGCACCCUUCUGGGUAUCCGCUAGUUAAAAGUAAUACCAAAGGAGACUACAAAUGAAAAAUAGAGUGUGUGGGGGAGGAGAGAGAAAUAAUUAUUAUUAUUUCAUCUCACUUAACUUGGUGCGUUUUACAGGACUUUUGAUAGAUUCAGUUUACCCUAAUCGAGUCAGUGAGAGCUUUCCUGUACAGGGACAUUGACCUGCAGAAUUACAGCGGUAUUACUAUUCUUAGGGUAUAACUCCCAAAGCGGACUCAUACCCUUUAAGAUCAGAAAGGACAAUCAUGAUUAACUAGUGACCCUCUGCACAUUGGCAGACCACAGAACCUCAGCCUCUCACUUGCUUUUGGAAUAAAAGUGACUUUUCCCACUGCGGCUUACGUUGCUUCGGAAGCAAUUUAAGUGAUCCUGAAGACGUUCCUUGCAUUCUGGAAUACAGUACUCACUUCAGGAGUUCUACCAUUGCAGUUGUAUUGGAAUAUUUAUAGUGCAGUAAUUCUGCUCAUCAGUGUUCCCAUGUAGACAAGCUCUCAGUAUCUCCUUGCUCAAAAAGCUCUCCGUGUCAUCCUUGUUCUUAGAAACAACAACAAGGAGUAGAAAAACCCAUUCAAACUGUUCUUAAAGGAAUAUAAAAAUAAGUUACAAUGUGCUGAUUUCAAGGGGAGACUGACCAGGAAGCAGAAUAUUUUAAAAGGCAGGGCUUGUCUACAUGGAGACUUAGUGCAGGUAGCAAGCUGGGAUGUAAAUCUACAGUGCACUAGGGACUGUGACAUCAAUGUACACUACGGAGCUCUUUGUGAUAGAGGGUUUGCUGGGCCUGUUAGUGCCCAGCAAGUUAGUGCACUGUAGAUUAUCGCGUUAAGUUUCUGUAUAGACAUGCUAAAAUUGACUUAAAAAUGCAAGUUGACAAUGUCCCUUUAACUGGACAUAAGCUCGUGCGUUGUGCACCAUCUCUAGGACAUGUUAAGUAGCAUCACUCAUUCUGUGUUUUGAAGUGAACUGUCCACUGUAAUGAUAAUCCAGAUAUUGGAGAGAGAAGAUGGUGAGGCAAUGUCAUUUAAUGGACCAACAUCUGUUGGCGAGAGACACAAGCUUAUAAGUUUCACAGGGUUCUUUUUCAGGUCUGGGAAAAGUACUCUGUGCUUCAGAGCUGUGUGCACGGUAGAUUGUUUGGCAUCAGUAGAUAGCACAUAUUCACAAUGGCUACAACUACACUGCAUACAGUAUUGAUAUUGGCAGCUGGAGUGUUGUGGGUCGAAUGAGGAGGGUUCUGGAUAGAAGGAAUAAGGUGCCAUGAACCCUCUCCUUCACCCUCACUCCAUGCUCUACAGUCUAAAUUGCUGAAAAAAAAGUCAGUGAAAUGAGUU